This is a messenger RNA of Cryptomeria japonica (Japanese cedar), 817 nucleotides long. Its product is annotated as early light-induced protein 1, chloroplastic-like. The coding region runs from base 118 to 639 and encodes 173 amino acids. Lineage: Eukaryota; Viridiplantae; Streptophyta; Pinopsida; Cupressales; Cupressaceae. The transcript is spliced from 3 exons. The record is from RefSeq and is a predicted model, not a curated record.
UCCCAAGCUAUAAAACCAACAACGAGUCCUCAAGGAGAUAUUCUAAGUAUCAAUCAUUCUUAAGCAACUCGAAAGGAAAGUACUCGCACAGAAUUCAUCUUUUCUUAGCACUCAUCGAUGGCUUCAAUGAUGAUGAAAGCACCCGGAGCCCUUAACUGCGGGGCAGUCAAAACGAAUAGUGUGGGUCAUAUCAGUAGAUUGCCCAACAGUAGCCUCAAAGUCAAGUGCAUGGCUGCAAAGGAUCCAAAGGAAACGUCCUCUACUGAAGGCGUUUCUGCUUCAAGCUCUACCAAGGUGAGCACGAAAUUUGGCGACCUGUUUGCGUUCUCAGGGCCUGCGCCGGAGAUCAUCAAUGGAAGGGCGGCUAUGUUGGGGUUCGUGUCUGCCAUUGCAGUGGAGGUGGCCAGCGGAAGAGAUUUGCUGUCGCAAUUGAAUAGUGGAGGACUGUCGUGGUUUGCGUUAACUGCAGGAUUAAUGACGGUGGGGACACUGGUGCCCCUGUUCAAUGGAAUAUCGAGGGAGAGCACGUCGCAGCCAAUAUUUUCAUCCACAGCAGAAAUGUGGAAUGGGCGCUUUGCUAUGCUCGGCCUCCUCGCAUUGGCUUUCACUGAAUACGUCAAGGGUGGACCGCUUGUAUAAACACCUUAAUAUCUAUUUCUAUUCAAGCACAAGCUCCAGUAUUGGAAGCUCUCGCAUGGCAUUCCAUGUUCCAGUGGAAUUUUCUUGUACCGUUUAGCAUGUCAUACAGUUCAAUUAUACAAAACCUUGUAAAAAUAUUCAAUCUUAUACUAUAAAGAAAGUUUGAGUUCAACGACUA